This is a messenger RNA of Ambispora gerdemannii, 504 nucleotides long. The record is from the annotation of a GenBank genome assembly. NCBI's taxonomy places the organism in Eukaryota, Fungi, Glomeromycota, Glomeromycetes, Archaeosporales, Ambisporaceae.
AUGGUCAAUGAUCAAACACCAAUUAACGAUCCUUUUUUACCGCCAACAACCGAUCCAAGUCUAAUAAAUGAUGCAUUCGCGAAUUUAGAUGCAGCUGUAAUAGAAGAAGAGGAAACAGUGAUGAUGCAAGGCAAGGUGGGAAGCCCAAACAUUGCAAUUCCUUCGCCCCAGAAAAAAGACAUUUUUUCGUCACAUGAUAGAAACAACAAUAAUCAUAAUGGUAAUAGUAGUCAAGAGAAACCGUUUUUAGUUGAUGAUGAUAAAGGGAAAGGAAAAGAGAAUUACGAGAAUUUGGUUCCGUUGGGUUCUGAUUCGCUUAAUGGUUCCACAAGUACUCUACAACAAGAUAAAUUCAAAUCUUCAAAUAUACCAUUCGGGAAACAGCAAGAUGUGACUGAAUGCAUGGACAAUGUCAUGUUUCAAUUGGAAGCGGCCCUUAAGCCAACAAUCAAUAAGUUUGAUACUGUUAUUGAUACUACCGAGGCAAAUGUAGUAAAAAGGUGA